GGGAAUAAAGAAAUAAAGAACUACAUUACAAUAUUAUUCUCUUGGAGAUAAAAAAUUUCGCAAUAAGCUUAACCCACUGGGCAUUUUAUUUAUUUAUUACUUAUCUUGACCACCAGCAUAUUAUUUUUCAGUUUCUAUUAUUACAAAUAUAAACUCUGGAAGUUUAUUAAAAAAAAAAAAUGCUGGGCCCUCUCUUACUUUUUCUUUUUAUUCUAUUACUUCUCGUUUGUUAUUAUCGACAAACUAUACUUUCAUAUUUCCCUAGUGUAAAUCGUCGGUAUCAACGAUUACCUGCAGUAUUUUCUUCAAAUUCAUUUCAUAACGAUAUAGAGAAUGGUUUAACUUCGGAAACUUUUGAUCUUGAACAAAAUAUAAUUGAUGGUGAUUCAAGACCUGGAUUAGAAGAUUCCGAAGAAAUUAAAAGGAUAAUGAAAACUGAUAAUGUUACUUUUGAUCAAGCGAGACUAAUUAGACAACAGAGAAAAUUUAAAACUAAUAAUAUUGAUCCACAAACUGGUUUACCAAAAGAUCCAAAAUUAGUUACUUUUUCAUAAUAAGCAUAUAUAUAAUCAAGAUUAUAAUUAACAUUAUGAUUAUUAUCUAUUAGCUUUUUAAAGUGUAAAUAUAAUCAAAAUAUUAUGAACAACAAAUUCUACAAAUAAACGUAUGAAAGAACUGUAAUUACGCAACAAUUAUUUUUCGAAUAAGUUAUAUUUUAUAUUUUAUGAUUUUAACCAAUAAAAAAUGAAAUUUAAUAUAAUAUUA
Molecule: messenger RNA, 765 nt
Organism: Rhizophagus irregularis DAOM 181602=DAOM 197198
Lineage: Eukaryota; Fungi; Glomeromycota; Glomeromycetes; Glomerales; Glomeraceae
Source: RefSeq, a predicted model, not a curated record